CUGCUUCCGGCCAAUUCACAACAUCCAAGAUGGCCGCCGCCGCAGCUUCCCUCGUUUCUUACGGCAGCGACUCGGAUUCUGAAAAUGAGUCAACGUGCAAAACCGGCGAUGAGAAAAUGGACCCAGCGAACCCGGACGCCACUGCUCACCUCCAGCCUCUAAAGUCCGGACCCACCAUGUCCGUGGCUGUCCUCAAUUCUGCCCCCGAGGUCGCCGUUAAGGAGGCUGUUGAGACUGGCAUACACCUGGACCCUUCACUGAAAGAAGUCACCUAUAACCCCACAUUUGAAACCAUGUUUGCACCAGAGUUUGGGCCAAUGAACCCAUUUAAAAGCCAGCAGAUGGCUGCCCCCAGAAACAUGUUAUCUGGUUAUGCAGAACCUGCUCACCUCAACGACUUUAUGUUUGAACAGCAAAGGAGGACCUUCUCCACCUAUGGUUAUGCUCUAGAUCCAUCUGUUGACACACACCAGGUAACCGCUAUUAGCUACAUUGGCGCAGUGGAUGAGGCUGAGAAAAAUAAAGGGCUAACUGUUUUUGAAAGCGGACCGAAGAAGACGGAGAAAAGGAAAAAGAUCAAAGGUGGAGAAGCAGGAGAGAUUGAAAACUUCCUUGGGCCAUGGGCAAAAUAUAUAGAUGAGAAAGAUGUGGCCAAACCAUCAGAGGAUGAACAGAAAGAGCUGGAUGAGAUCACAGCCAAGAGGCAGAAGAAGGGAAAGAACGAGGAAGAGGCUCCUGCUGAAGAGAAAACCAUUCUCCAUGUUAAGGACAUGUAUGAUUACCAGGGCAGGUCCUACCUCCACGUCCCUCAGGAUGUGGGUAUCAACCUGCGUUCUGCAGAUGCUCCAGACAAGUGUUACCUGCCUAAGAAACAAAUUCAUGUCUGGUCUGGACACACCAAGGGUGUCAGUGCCAUCAGACUGUUUCCUAGCUCUGGUCAUCUCCUGCUCUCCUCCUCCAUGGACUGUAAGAUCAAGCUUUGGGAAGUUUACGGGGAGAGGAGGUGUGUACGGACAUUUAUUGGUCACAGCAAAGCAGUGCGAGACAUUUGCUACAACAACAGUGGGACCCAGUUCCUCAGCGCUGCCUAUGACCGUUACCUCAAACUCUGGGACACUGAAACAGGCCAGUGUAUCUCCCGCUUCACCAACAGGAAGGUACCGUACUGCGUCAAGUUUAACCCAGACGAGGAAAAACAGAGCCUUUUCGUGGCCGGCAUGUCGGAUAAGAAGAUCGUUCAGUGGGACGUCAGGACAGGGGAGGUUGUUCAGGAGUACGACCGUCACCUGGGAGCCGUCAACACCAUCACCUUUGUUGAUGAGAACCGUCGGUUUGUGAGCACGUCAGACGACAAGAGUCUUCGAGUUUGGGAAUGGGACAUCCCUGUGGACUUCAAGUACAUCGCCGAGCCCAGUAUGCACUCAAUGCCAGCUGUGACACUCUCUCCCAACGGUAAAUGGCUAGCGUGCCAGUCUAUGGACAACCAGAUUCUGAUCUUUGGAGCCCAAAACCGCUUCAGACUGAACAAGAAGAAAGUCUUCAAAGGUCACAUGGUGGCUGGCUAUGCCUGCCAAGUGGACUUCUCCCCAGACAUGAGCUAUGUGGUGUCAGGAGAUGCGGAUGGAAAGCUGAACAUUUGGGAUUGGAAGACCACCAAGCUUUACCACAGAAUCAAGGCUCAUGACAAGGUGUGCAUUAGCGCACUAUGGCAUCCGCAUGAAACCUCUAAGGUUAUCACCUGCGGCUGGGAUGGACAAAUCAAACUCUGGGAUUAGAUCUGUCCUGGUAUGUGUGUCUGUUUGGGGGGAGGGUUCUGCUAGAUGAUGGACAAAACUGAACUGUUUCACUAUAGAGAGACGGGGAGGGACUGGUUGUCCCAUGGAAGUGAAAGCCACAGGACUGGUAUCCAGUCUUAUUGUAGCAAGGUAUUUUUGUAUCCCGCCGUGAGAGUAAAAUAUGUAUUAUCUGUACAAAGAUGACCACAAGCAAACUUUUUAAAAAUAGUUUCUACAGCAAACGGCAUAUUAGAGGGGAACCUUGGCAUUUUUUAAAAAUAUUUUUUGUUUUUCAAUUUGCUUUCCAAUGUUCUGUGUAGUAAUAUACUUCUGUAUUCCUUGCUAACAAUUCUUAAUUUUCAAUUGUGUGACCAUCCUAUUGUGGAAAUAAACAUUCUGUAAAUUUGAAAAUAAAGUAUUGGUUCCUCAACUUGUUUUUCACACAUAGUUCCACACAAAAUCAUGAGGAGAAAUCUCAUUUCUUUUGUUCCUUUCUUUAUCAAACUGCUUCAAAACAUUUGUCAAUUUACAUUAAAGGUACAUAAUACAACAUUGGAAGCAUUUUGAUUGCCUCUCAAAGGACAGAGUUAACCGGGGGGGAAACUGGAGAGUCGGUGAUGCACUUCCAUAUUGACGCUUUUGGUUGAGAGCACAGAGGGAGAGCAACUUCAUUCUCUCCACAGGCAGAAAUUGCUCCCCCAUAUCUUUACAUAGAUGAUAGUUGUUUGCUGCUAUAUUAAUACUCUGAAUUGUUCUUAUUGGACCAUUUUUGAAUGUGGAUUUUUUCAGUGUCAGCCCAGUGCUGUUCGAGGUUAAGUUUGUUAGUGAAGUUCUGGUGCAGCAGGGAUAGUGGAGUGAGGCCAAUUUGAACACCAGAAGAAAAACUGAAGGAGUAAAAGAACUGACAAUUACACAAAAUGUCUCUUUGUGUGGAGCUCAAUUGUUUUAUUAUAAAAAAAAAAAACAAUUAGAGUUCAGCUUUUGUUUUUGUCUUAUUCCCUCACACUCGCCAACGCAUCCACAUUCCCAGAGCCAACAAACACACUGAACAAAACAAGAGACAUCACUGCAACGUUCUUCCUGUUAUGGUUGUGCUUUGUUUUCUACAUACAAUCAUAUCAGGGUUCAACCACAGCGCCUGUUCGCCCAUACAUCCUCAGCAGACUCCAUCUUGUACCUUUUAUUACUGACGUUCCACUGCUCAUUCUUUCUCUACAAGCAGCUCCAGUGGACCCCCUUAAAUAUCCACCUAGUGUCAAUGUGGCAGGGUUCCUCAUCUACUUCCCCCUUUAACAUCAUGUAUUCAUUUCCUUAAAUUCCUGUUCUGCGGAAAGCGGUUUGUGCAGAUUAUUGUCAUCUGGAAAGGUUGUCCAAUAUCAGCCAGGAUGACUGGCUGUGAGCCAAGCUCAGAUAGGACCAUGAAGAAAAGGGGUCGCCAUGACUCAAGAAGCUGUCCUGCAGCCAAAAACACUGCCACUAUGAGGUAGAAUAUAGAGAGCCUGUGGAGGCAAUUUACUCUGCCCCUCUACACAACUGAGGUCAUUCCAGGUCAGGAGGAUAAGUAGGAGCACGAAUUUUGCCUUGGCAAAAAAAAAAAAAAAGGUACGGCCAGAUAAGAUAAGUCUGUCGGGAAAUGGCUGUGCUCUAACAAGAAUUUCUGCUGACUUAAAAGUCCAUGUUGAACGAACAUGUACAUUUCCAUUCAGGAACUGUUCCAGCCAAGAUAACAUGGC
Messenger RNA from Anoplopoma fimbria (sablefish), 3508 nucleotides. It is a transcript of the gene cdc40, whose product is annotated as cell division cycle 40 homolog (S. cerevisiae). Gene Ontology annotation, biological process: mRNA splicing, via spliceosome. Gene Ontology annotation, cellular component: catalytic step 2 spliceosome. Bases 30 to 1775 code for a protein of 581 amino acids. Gene Ontology annotation, molecular function: protein binding; mRNA binding. Lineage: Eukaryota; Metazoa; Chordata; Actinopteri; Perciformes; Anoplopomatidae. The transcript has 15 exons. The record is from RefSeq and is a predicted model, not a curated record.